AUGGGCGGGGUUGUCUAUAGGACGAAGUUCAUCAUUUCAUAUUUCCAUUCGCAGUUUGUCCUGAAGAAUUACGGGGAGAACCCCGACACCUACAACGAGGAGCUGAAGAAGCUGGACCAGCUCAGACAGAGUGCUGUGAACGUUCCCAGAGACUUCGAAGGAUGCAGCGUGCUGCGCAAGUACUUCGGUCAGCUCCAUUACCUCCAGAGCCGCAUCCCCAUGGGGGUGGAGCAGGAGGCGGCCGUCCCUAUCACAUGGACAGAAAUCUUCUCCGGGAAGUCGGUGACUCACGCUGACAUCAAAUAUGAGCAGGCCUGCGUCCUGUACAACCUGGGGGCAUUACACUCCAUGCUCGGUGCCAUGGACAAGAGAGUCUCCGAGGAGGGGAUGAAGAUUUCGUGUACUCACUUCCAGUGUGCUGCCGGAGCAUUCUCCUAUCUGAGGGACCACUUCUCUCAUUCAUUCAGCGUGGACAUGAGCCACCAGAUCCUGAAUCUCAAUAUAAACCUCAUGCUGGGUCAGGCUCAGGAGUGUCUGCUGGAGAAGUCCAUGCUGGAUAACAGAAAAAGUUUCCUGGUGGCGAGGAUCAGCGCGCAG
Messenger RNA from Nanorana parkeri, 597 nucleotides. Its product is annotated as tyrosine-protein phosphatase non-receptor type 23-like. Gene Ontology annotation, biological process: endocytic recycling; protein transport to vacuole involved in ubiquitin-dependent protein catabolic process via the multivesicular body sorting pathway; early endosome to late endosome transport. The annotation marks the transcript as partial. The record is from RefSeq and is a predicted model, not a curated record. NCBI's taxonomy places the organism in Eukaryota, Metazoa, Chordata, Amphibia, Anura, Dicroglossidae. The transcript is spliced from 6 exons. Gene Ontology annotation, cellular component: endosome.